Austrofundulus limnaeus is the source of this 1805-nucleotide messenger RNA. It is a transcript of the gene mtx3, whose product is annotated as metaxin 3. Gene Ontology annotation, biological process: mitochondrion organization. Gene Ontology annotation, cellular component: SAM complex; cytoplasm. NCBI's taxonomy places the organism in Eukaryota, Metazoa, Chordata, Actinopteri, Cyprinodontiformes, Rivulidae. The record is from RefSeq and is a predicted model, not a curated record.
UUGCCUGUCCGAGCCAAAGUGAGCCGUUUCCCAUCCUGUCGGGGUGUUUCCAUCGCACAUCCGGCCRUGUCUGGCUGUCUGGCCUCUAACCAAACACCUGCGAACAUCCCAGAGUUACUCUGUGGAGACUCUGUAGUUCAAGAACCUGCACAGAUUCUUAACUUCAUGAGAAAACAGAGGUUUAACGCCGAUUAUGAGCUGACGGCCAGACAAGGAGCAGACACGAUGGCCUACAUCGCUCUGCUCGAAGAGAAGCUGCGUCCAGCUCUGCUGCACACUUUCUGGGUGGAUGCAGAAAACUACGCCAAUCUGACGMGGCCGUGGUUCGCGUCCCGCUCGCCGUUCCCGCUCAACUUCCUGGUCCCGAGUCACCACGCCAACAUCGCACUCUCUCGCAUCCUCUUAACCAAAGGAGAGGCGCCRCUGCACCGGAUCUCUGAGGUGGAGGGAAAGAUCUACAGCGAUGCUAAAGAGUGCUUGAAUCUCCUCUCCUAUCGACUGGGAAGUGCUAACUACUUUUUUGGCAACUUGCCCACCAGUCUGGAUGCCUUUGUGUUUGGUUUUGUGGCCCCUCUGGACAAAGCACACCUCCCCAGCACRCCUCUGCAGAGCCACCUCAGACAGCUGGAAAACCUCACGCGCUUUUGUGACAACGUCCUYGCCGCCUACUUCAGCUCAGAUCAGCCUCGUCCUCCUCCACCUGUUCAGGAAACGGUGGAUGCGAACCUCCAGAAACUAACACAGCUCGUAAACAAAGAGUCCAACUUGAUAGAAAAGAUGGAUGAUAACCUUCGCAGUAGCCCACAGCACAAGUCCCACAGAGCAGACCCCAAACCGGGUCUGUCCGGUGCACGGAGCUCUACUCCUGCCUAAAACUCAACCCGACAUAUGAUUCAUGGAGGAGCACACUGGUGCCUUCAUGACUGCUGAGUUAUCACGUGUMAACAUGUUUGUAUUUUUUUAAUAACAAAAAUUAGGAUUCAACAAUGGCCAGUCUUUUUUUUUCAACAAAAACUCCUGACAUUUCCAAACGUGCCUGUGAGCUGUAACAGUUUUAUUUGUCAUUUCAUGUAUAUUAAAAAUAUAUAUUGAAAUGAAACAGUUUCUGUUGUCGCACAUUCUGAUUGUUCCAGACUUCAUGCAGUCAUUUCUUCUUAAAGAAAUGAGUGGAUAUCAGGCAGAUCAGGAGACUUUAGUUUUUAGCUUUGUAAGUUUGGGCACUAACGAGUAAUUUAAAUCUGUUAUAGUUUAAAAUGUUUUGACUCAAGUGAUGUGAAAAAAGGCGACCAGCUCCAGGAGCAUAUUGUGCUGCACAUGUGAACCUCCUUUAGGCUAAAACAACUAAAUGUUCCAGGCACUCCCCUCACAGAAAGAUGGAAAAUUCAGGCUGAAACGUUUCCUUCAGGCUGCAGCGUCACGGUCCAGCUCCUCACAUGGAGGCCAGAAACUGCUGCCUGAUGGGUUUCAUGUGUGCCCUCUUUCUUCAGAAAAGAGAAAAGGUGCGACUGCCUGGAAAAUAUCUGUGAAUUAACUGAAAAUGGCAUGUUUCCUGGGAAAGUGGAGCUCAAAUGAUGACGGUGGGUGGAACCUAAGACAUUUAUGUUAAAGUUUGAAGGACUUUGGAAAAAAUAUGCCUAUUUUUGACACAAAGUUCUUUUUAAGGACAAUGUUUUCAUUUUUUUACUACAAAGUUUUAGAUGUAAAGUUAUGUAUUUUAUGUUGCAUCAUUAGUUUGUAUUGGGCAAAAUCAAAGUCACAGAGCUUUUGAGAGAAAUAAAACCCAAAAAAGUCUUUGUUAAACUGUA